Molecule: messenger RNA, 1131 nt
Organism: Dacryopinax primogenitus
Lineage: Eukaryota; Fungi; Basidiomycota; Dacrymycetes; Dacrymycetales; Dacrymycetaceae
Exons: 3
Coding region: 1-1131 (376 amino acids)
Source: RefSeq, a predicted model, not a curated record
AUGCCAAUAGACAGCCACCACCAUCUUCGCCGCCUAGGAUGGCACGGACCAGGCACAGCACUUCAACCCGGCGGGCUCCAAAAACCGCUAACGACACUCCAAAAAAAGGGGAUGAAAGGCGUCGGAGGGGACAGGGACGAUGCCUUCCCUUUCUGGGAUCAUGUAUUUACGGUUGCGGCGAAGAGUAUUGUGAUCAAAGUCCCGAAGGGUGACUCCGAUUCCGAUUCCGACUCCGACUCUGGCUCGGACUCAGGUUCAGGCUCUCCCCCCCAGGCAGAGAGCACAGACACCGACCCCCCCACGCCCGCAAACCUCAUCAUCCGGACGUCAACGGGUAUCAUCUCCCACCGACGGCCGCAUCUCGGGACUCCGGCGAGCGGGAGCGGGGUUUCGGGGAGUUCGACGCCUACUGUUGUUAUUGGGGGAGAUUUGGAAACGGGGGUGGGGAUUAGGGGCAAGGCGAGUUUGUUGGCGUUGGCUAAGCAGGAAGCGGCGAGGAAGAUGUUGUAUGCGCGGUUUUUUAGAGGUCCGGUCGUCUCUUUCGGCGAUGAGCAGGAUGAGACAGCGAAAGUGGGGAAGACGGUGCAGGCGGUGCAGCAAGUAGUGGUUGUAGCAGAGAGUGAGGUCGUCUUGCAAGAGAAGGUGGAGAAGGUAGAAGUGGGAGUCACCGUUGAGCGGAAGAAGAAACGCAAGCGGGAGCCGGAGGCUGGUGCCCCAGAACCGGAGAAGAAACGGAAAAAGGGCACCAAGAAGGAUGAGAGCGCGCCGCUGUCUACGUCUGAGUCUGCUGCCUUCGUACCUGCGCCUGCUCGAGAGCACACGACGGGAGCCGCCUUGGACGAGCCGCCGACGCAGAAGAAGAAGAGUAAAACCUCUCGUGAGAAAUCAGAGGAGAAAGAUAGAGCGGAGCGAAAGCGAGAGAAGAAGCGCCGGAAGGUGGCAAAGGAGGCUCGGAGGGCUGCGAGGGCAGCAGCAGCAAACGUGACGACCUCAGCUGAGGUGGAUGGGGUUACUGCAGCUGCUCAAGACGUCAGCCAACUAUUGACGGAUAAGAGUACGCAGAAGGAAGGCAAGAGGAGAGAUAAAGCCGAGAAGAAGAAGAGGCGGAAGGAAGGAAAGACGGUCGUUUAG